AUUAAUCUGUUCAAGUGGGUGCGAUUCCAGAGAUUUACAUGUACAGUGUUUAAUCUAAAAUGCACGGGGCAGAAUGAUCACACACAAACGUUAAAAAGGGCUGUGGUCCAUAUCUUUGUGUAAAAAUGCUCUAAAUCGUCAAUUUUGACUGAAAUGUUUUGAAAAGCACAGUUGGGAACGUUAUUGAUCAGAUUUUUUGGCGAAUUUACUGCGUUGCGAUGUCUAACGAGGAAUCUAGUGUGGAAGAAAGUGUGACACUGGAAAGAGACAGCAGUUCGGAGACAGUGAUAUCUCCUGAUGUACUCCGAAAGGAGAGACAGAGAUUGGUCAUCAAGGCCACACCUUACACCAGUCAAAUACGGAAGCCAAAGUGUCUCACGGACGACCAAUUCGCAGAUAUCUUGUACACAUUCACACUACUCGACGCCAAUAAAGAUGGCCGCUUAUCCCGACAGGAGCUGAAAAAGGGAGCCUUUCUGAUGGGGAUGAAUCCAACAGAUAGUGAACUCAGGGCGUGGUGGAAGGUCACAGACAAAAACAAUGACGGCUUCAUUGACGUUUACGAAUAUCUUGACGUCAUGAAGUCCAACUUCAACACCUUAGAUAUUGAGAAGGAAAGACUAAUGACCGCGUUUAGAGUGAUUGAUAAGAAAGGGGAUGGGCGCAUUUUAAAAAAAGACUUCAUUAGCAUAUUGACAUGUAACAACAGCUGUAUCACGCGAGAGGAGGCGGACAAAAUGUUUACUGAGGCUGAUUCUCUGGGGAAGGGAUACAUCGGCUAUGAAGUAAGUGGCAACGCCAAUGGUCAGUGUAAAACAGAACCUCCAGGCAUGGGAACCGUACAGGAACAACUACCCCUCCCGGACACAACCAGACUAGCGGGCCAGAGGAGGAGAUCUCGGAGGAAGGAGUCGCUCUCUGCGUGUCUUCAUGGGCCCCGCAAACCAAAGGGUCUGUCUGAGGAACACUUCAGAGAGAUAAUGAAUUCUUUUCAAAUCAUCGACACAAAUGAGGAUGGUCGGAUCUCAAAGCAGGAGUUACGGAAUGCCGCCUUCCUGAUUGGUCUUAAUCCUACAAAACGUGAGCUAGAGGCCUGGUGGCGUGAAGCAGAUACCAAUAAUGACGGCUUUAUAAGUGCCGAUGAAUACGUUAACGUCAUGAAGGCCAACUAUGUGUCAAUAGACAUCGAACGAGAGAGGAUGAUCGCCGCUUUCAGUGUGUUCGACGUUAAUGGCGACGGUAAAAUAACUCUAGAGGAGAUAAGAAAUGUGCUGAAAUAUAAAGACGACUCUCUGUCUACUGUGGACAUCGAGACAUUGUUCAGGGAAAUAGACGCCUCCAACCAGGGGUAUAUUGACUUUACAGAUUUCGUGAAUUCUUCCCUGUGUACUAAGGUAUUCUAAUCCAAGAGGAAUUGUCUGUUACCCUAACAUUCAACCGAACACCGCUGGAUUGUAAAUGCAUCACAAGAAUAAAUACUUUGAGGAAUGAUUUCCGUUUGUGAUAAAGUAGAAGGGCUGUCCUUGACUUGUUCCUGGUGGAGUGAUAAAGCAGUGUGUCCUUGACCCUGCGGGGGAGAGGACUGUUUGUAGCGGUGUCCUGAAUAAAAGAUGUCACCGGGGGACUAAAGGUUAAAGUACCUGAGCAUGCUCAGUAUAGGGCCAGGGAUGAUAGUGACAAACAGACAUUUACUGCAAAACUCAUGUAUCAAAUAUAUGUUUAUUUACAUGAAUCAUUGUUUAUACUUGUAUCAAUUGAAGACACAUUUUCAUUUAUCUGAAUAAACAGAAGUAAAAAGUAAACAAACUCUAUUAAACAAAUAUGUGCAAUAACACUAUAAAGGGUAAAAUAACAAAACAAAUACCAUUCCCUAAUACAAGACUGCAUUACCUUAACAUGUUUUUGUUAUGAAAUGAAUGUACUGA
Magallana angulata is the source of this 1925-nucleotide messenger RNA. RefSeq lists its product as uncharacterized. Gene Ontology annotation, cellular component: cytoplasm. Bases 219 to 1403 code for a protein of 394 amino acids. NCBI's taxonomy places the organism in Eukaryota, Metazoa, Mollusca, Bivalvia, Ostreida, Ostreidae. The transcript is spliced from 7 exons. Gene Ontology annotation, molecular function: calcium ion binding. The record is from RefSeq and is a predicted model, not a curated record.